GGAGAAGGUUGGGCUGAGGCAGAGAGAACGAGAGGGAAGAAGAGGGGCGAGCAGAGCGGAGGAGGUUGGGGAGCGGCAGAGAGCGGGUUGACUGUACGGCGGGCAGCCCGCGGGAAGAAGGAGGAGGCGGCAGAGGGAGUCCCGGGGAAAGGGACGGACGGAAGCCGAGAGGAGGCAGUUGCAGAGGGCUUCUGUGAGCGCUAAGAAGGAGAAGAAGAUGGCGGACGGGGAUAGCGGGAGCGAGAGAGGGGGCAGCAGCGGAGGAGGGGGAGGCCCCGGCGGCUUCCAGCAGCACAUGUCCCGGGAGCAGGAGACGCAGGAGCUGGCCUCUAAGCGGCUGGACAUCCAGAACAAGCGCUUCUACCUGGACGUCAAGCAGAACGCCAAGGGCCGCUUCAUCAAGAUCGCAGAGGUCGGCGCCGGGGGCUCCAAGAGCCGCCUCACCCUCUCCAUGGCGGUGGCCGCCGAGUUCCGCGACUACCUGGGCGACUUCAUCGAGCACUACGCCCAGCUGGGCCCCAGCAGCCCCGAGCAGAUCGCGCAGUCCUCCGGGGACGACUCCGGGGCCGGGGGUCCUCGCCGAGCCCUGAAGAGCGAGUUCCUGGUCCGGGAGAACCGCAAGUAUUACCUGGACCUGAAGGAGAACCAGCGCGGCCGCUUCCUGCGCAUCCGCCAGACCAUCAACCGCGGGCCGGGCUUCAGCGGAGGCACCGGCGGGGGAGCCGGCCUGCAGAGCGGACAGACCAUCGCCCUCCCCGCCCAGGGCCUCAUCGAGUUCCGCGACGCCCUGGCCAAGCUCAUAGACGACUACGGCGGGGAGGACGACGAGCUGGGCGCGGGGCUGGGCCCCGGGGGAGGAGGAGGCGGCGGCGGCGCGGCCGGGGGCAUGUACGGGGAGCUGCCCGAGGGCACGUCCAUCACCGUGGACUCCAAGCGCUUCUUCUUCGAUGUCGGCUGUAACAAGUAUGGCGUGUUCCUGCGGGUGAGCGAGGUGAAGCCCAGCUACCGCAACUCCAUCACCGUGCCCCUCAAGGCCUGGGGCAAGUUCGGCGGCGCCUUCUGCCGCUACGCCGAGGAGAUGAAGGAGAUCCAGGAGCGGCAGCGGGACAAGCUGUACGACCGCCGGGGGCCCGGGGAGAGAGGCGGCGGCCUGAGCUCCGGGGGCGGCGAAGACUCCGAGACAGAAGACGUGGACGACGAUUGAGCGGCCCGAGGAAGGCAGAGGAGAGAGCGGGAGGGGGGAGGGCCGUGCUGCCCCCACUACAUGUCCCAGCAUGCCCUGCUCACACACUGGCACCUGCAAAUCCCAGCAUGCCUCUGUGCAAACUGAGACUUGUGGGACUGCAAAUCCCAGCAUGCCCUGUGUAUAGUGAGAUUUACAGGACUGCAAAUCCCAGCAUGCCCUGUGUAUAGUGAGAUUUACAGGACUGCAAAUCCCAGCAUGCCUCUGUGCAAACUGAGACUUGUAGGACUGCAAAUCCCAGCAUGCCUCUGUGCAAACUGAGACUUGUGGGACUGCAAAUCCCAGCAUGCCCUGUGUAUAGUGAGAUUUACAGGACUGCAAAUCCCAGCAUGCCCUGUGCAAAUUGAGAUUUGAAGGACUGCAAAUCCCAGCAUGCCCCAGUGCAA
Messenger RNA from Bufo bufo (common toad), 1629 nucleotides. RefSeq names its product purine rich element binding protein B (gene PURB). Gene Ontology annotation, molecular function: purine-rich negative regulatory element binding; RNA polymerase II transcription regulatory region sequence-specific DNA binding; DNA-binding transcription factor activity, RNA polymerase II-specific. NCBI's taxonomy places the organism in Eukaryota, Metazoa, Chordata, Amphibia, Anura, Bufonidae. The record is from RefSeq and is a predicted model, not a curated record. Gene Ontology annotation, biological process: regulation of transcription by RNA polymerase II. Bases 218 to 1204 code for a protein of 328 amino acids. Gene Ontology annotation, cellular component: nucleus. The transcript is spliced from 2 exons.